Molecule: messenger RNA, 975 nt
Organism: Glarea lozoyensis ATCC 20868
Lineage: Eukaryota; Fungi; Ascomycota; Leotiomycetes; Helotiales; Helotiaceae
Product: Pectin lyase-like protein
Exons: 2
Coding region: 1-975 (324 amino acids)
Molecular function (GO): pectate lyase activity
Source: RefSeq, a predicted model, not a curated record
AUGCGCUUCACAACUCCCACUCUCCUGGCCAGCCUUCUGUCCCCAUCUGUUCUCGCAGCUGCAGUGGCAGGGUGCGCCAAGUGCAAUGAGACAGCCCAUGGCUUUGCAUCUCUCAACGGGGGCACCAAAGGUGGACUGGAUGGCAAAGUUGUGACUGUCACCAGGUACAAGGACCUUGUCACGUUCGCAGCUGCCAACGAGCCUCUCAUCAUUCGCAUCCAAGGCAUAUUAAAGGCCGAUCCAAAGGGCUUCGAGGUUCCGGUCACCAGCGACAAAACCAUCAUCGGAGUUGGGUCAGAUUCGGGUAUCAACGGUGGCGGCUUUGGUAUCAAGAAACAGAGAAAUGUCAUCAUCCGUAACCUUCGUGUGUCUGGGACAUACAACCCGAAAGACUACCCAGGAAAAGGGGAUGAUUUUGACGGGAUCCAGAUUGACAAUUCAACUAACAUCUGGAUUGAUUAUGUUCACUUCUCUCAAAUGGCAGAUGGUCUAAUUGAUCUUCGCGCGGAUACUGAUUAUGUUACUGUUUCGCGCUCCAUCAUUUCCCAGCAUAACAAAGCAUUCGGAAUUGGAUGGACUCAGAAUGUCAUUAGUAAAGUCACCAUCAACGACUGCUUCUUCAACUCAACCAAUGUCCGUGGUCCGUCUGCCGACAAUCUCAAAAUGGGUCAUCUCUACAACAACUACUACCGAAAUAUCACAGGCUAUGGGAUCUACUCCCGGGGUGCCAGUUCACUCUUGGUGGAAAACACCUACUUUGAGGACGCUCACGACCCUAUUGUUGCUGGACCAAAUGGUACUAUUAAGUCGAAUUGGCUUAAGUUUAAGAAUUGUACUGGCGAGACUCACUUGAACGUGAAGCCAGAGAGUGUCUUUAAAGCCACCGAUUAUUAUGCUUACAGCCUGCGCGAUCCAUAUGACAUUCCCAUCGACAUUCCAUACUUCGGUGGACCGCAAACGACAAUUGGAAUCUAA